AUGAUUUUCGAACCUGCAGAGAGAACUCUGCUCCCGACAAAGGAUCUUUUGUCCUACAUCUUCGAUGAUCCACCUUACGACCAGGACAAGCCGAUUUAUAUCGAUGUUCGAGAUCCAACGCGCUCGAUCUCGUGCAAUCAAGCCCGCAAGUUGAUACGUCUGCUCAUCGCGGGGCUGAAAGCAUCCGGUCUUCGCCAAGGGGAGUGCGUUCUUAUUCACUCGUUCAACGAUAUAAACUACAGCAUCCUUGUGCUUGCUAUUAUCGGCGCUGGCGGAGUCUUCACCGGCUCCAAUCCCGCAUACACCCCGACGGAGCUGGCCCACCAUAUCAAGAGUUCAGAAGCCAAAUUUUUGAUCUCGGAACCCGAAAUUUUGAAGUCGCUCUUGAGCGCAGCUCAACAGACUGGAGUGCCCGAACAGAAUGUCUGGGUCUUCAAUAAUCUUGGCCAGACGGUUCCGACCGGGCGAAAGUCAUGGACGGAGCUGCUCAAGUUUGGCGAGGCCGAUUGGGUGAGGUUCAAUGAUCUGGAGACAGUCCGAACGACAACUGCUGCGAGACUGUUUAGCAGUGGAACGACUGGUCUUCCCAAGGCAGUCAUGAUCACCCACUAUAACUUGAUCGCGCAGCACGAGCUUGUGGGAGCCGAUCCACGACCUUAUCCGAUCUCGCGGAUCAUCGCUAUCCCAGUCUUCCAUGCGGCCGCUGUCCCCAUCACUCACAUAUCAACGCUGAAAGCAGGAACUUCUGCUUAUGUGAUGCGGAGAUUUGAUUUGGAGGAAUAUCUGACCACGGUCGAGAAGUACGGUAUUACUGACUUGGUCGUGGUACCGCCCAUCGUCAUUGCGAUCUUGAUGUCACCCGUCUCCCAGAAAAGGCCUUUCCUUCGCAAAGUUCGCUCCGCCGCGUCUGGUGCAGCCCCUCUAGACAAGGACGUCCAGGCUCGUUUCCGCUCACUCCUGGGCGACAACGGCCCUUUCACUCAAGUCUGGGGGAUGACAGAGACAUCCUGUGUGGCGACAAUGUUCCGGUAUCCGGAGCACGACAGCACGGGCUCAGUGGGACGACUGAUUCCCAAUGUUGAAGCGAAGCUGAUUGACGAUGAUGGAAACAACAUCUCGGCCUACGGGGUGCGUGGAGAGCUCUGCGUGCGAGGGCCAACCGUGACACCGGGAUACUUCAAGAACCCCGAGGCCAAUGCGCAUUCUUUUGACUCGGAUGGAUGGUUCAAGUCUGGCGACAUAGCCUACUGUGACCAGGCUACCCGAAAAUGGUAUAUUGUCGACAGGAAGAAGGAAUUAAUUAAAGUGCGCGGAUUUCAAGUUGCACCGCCGGAAUUGGAGGCGGCGCUUCUGUCACACCCUCAGAUCAUUGACGCUGCUGUGAUUGGAAUCACAUUCCCCGGGGCUGAUACGGAGUUUCCUCGAGCAUAUGUCGUCCGACGUCCUGGCAGCGAAGGACAAAAGCUCACUGAGCAAGAUGUUCAGAAAUAUGUUCUGACGCGGCUGGCUCGGUUCAAGGCGCUGACGGGUGGUGUGAAAUUCGUUGGAUCGAUUGCUCGGAACCCGAGUGGAAAAAUCUUGAAGCGCAUAAUCAGAGAGGAAGCAAAACGAGAGAUCCAAGCUGGUCAAAUCAAGCCGCAUCUAUGA
Penicillium daleae is the source of this 1647-nucleotide messenger RNA. RefSeq names its product acyl--CoA ligase. Lineage: Eukaryota; Fungi; Ascomycota; Eurotiomycetes; Eurotiales; Aspergillaceae. The coding region runs from base 1 to 1647 and encodes 548 amino acids. The transcript has 5 exons. Gene Ontology annotation, molecular function: CoA-ligase activity. Gene Ontology annotation, biological process: secondary metabolic process. The record is from RefSeq and is a predicted model, not a curated record.